AUGGCAUCCUCGUUGCCACCUGCGACCAAAGCCACCACCAAUUUCCCUCUGACACACUCUUUUCGCCUCUCUCCUAAACCCAGCAGCCUACGCUUUCCCUCCACCAAGCCUGGUCAUUGGGUGUCCUUCACUAGGUUUAAGGCACAAUUAAGUGAGGUUGCCCUUGAUAGUUCCUCCAAUGCUACUCCAAUCAUAGCCAAAUCUAAUGAGGAACCACUCGCAAAACCUUCUGCGGGAUCAUCUUCUUCAGUCUUGGCAACUCAAGAAUCGGUCUCCCAGUUUAUUACUCAAGUUGCAAGUCUUGUCAAGCUUGUUGAUUCGAGAGACAUUGUCGAGUUGAAGAUGAAGCAGUAUGACAUUGAACUAACAAUCAGGAAAAAGGAGGCUAUGCCUCAACCUGCACCUUCUCCUCAACCUGCAGUGAUGUAUUCAUCUCUUCCACCAGCGGUAUCACCACCACCUUCUCCAACACCUACUCUAGCUAGUCCAACUGUUACACCAACUUCUUCCCCUGCCCCCAAGUCAACCAAAUCAUCACUUCCACCUCUAAAAUCUCCUAUGGCAGGGACAUUCUACCGAAGUCCUGCACCUGGUGAACCUCCCUUUGUGAAGGUUGGAGACAAAGUGAAGAAGGGGCAAGUUAUAUGCAUCAUCGAGGCAAUGAAAUUAAUGAAUGAAAUAGAACUUACUUUCCACUUCUGCUUUAGUGAGUUCAGACUUCGCCAUAGGACAGAUAAGGAUCUUUUGUUUUUCUUUGGAAGUCAUGGUGCCACUAUCUUCCUAAUUGGUGAAGUGGCCGCUGCUUUGUUCUUACUGACUUGGGCUGAUCAGUCAGGAACUGUAGUUGAAAUAGUAGCCGAAGAUGCCAAGCCUGUCAGCGUUGACACUCAGAUUAUGAGUGGUAAAGAGAUUCCUUAUUCUCAAAUAAUCAAGAAAUGGUACAAGCCAGCUGAGAUGGGAAGUAGUACUGUUAAUGCUGAACCUAACCUUCAUCUCAAUUUUGGAAUGAUGCUUUCAAACAUUAGUCUCCAUCACGUAUAUGAGAUGAUAAACAAUUGUGUAUAG
This is a messenger RNA of Sphenostylis stenocarpa, 1065 nucleotides long. The record is from the annotation of a GenBank genome assembly. Lineage: Eukaryota; Viridiplantae; Streptophyta; Magnoliopsida; Fabales; Fabaceae.